AUGUCAGCAUCCACAUUUCUAUUAGCGUUCCGGAGGUUCGUGGCGCGACGGGGAAUGCCCAACAUAGUCUACAGUGACAAUGCAAAGACUUUUCGAAGGAGCAACAAGGAGCUCCGAGAGUUAUGGGACGUAGUCAACAGCAAAACAGUCAAGGGAAAGGUUGCUGACUGGAGAGUAGAAUGGCGAUACAAUGCUCCUCAUGCUCCUUGGUGGGGCGGCUUUUACGAGCGUUUAAUAAGGUCAGUAAAGGUUGCUCUGAAAAAGACGAUCGGAGCAAGGUGUCUCAAAGAAGCUGAGCUCAGCACAACAAUCACUGAGGUCGAAGCCGUGUUGAAUUCGCGACCAAUAACCUAUGUGUACGAAGAUGAAAAGGAGCGGCCAUUAUCUCCAUCAGCAUUUCUGACUGGAAAACGACUGACGACCCUGCCAGGUAUACCCUCUGGCAAUGUGUAUGGAAGCAAUGCCACCACGAUACAAAGGUUGUGGCAGAAACGGGUGGAAUCUCUGGAACUGUUCUGGAAGAGAUGGUACUCGGAGUACCUGACAGAACUGCGCAACCUCUGUAGCAAGCGCAAAGGAGGCAUACUUCAAGUGGAUGACUUGGUCAUCAUCCGCGAAGACGGAAAACCAAGGCAAAGAUGGUCGAUGGGAAGAAUAGUCCGAAGUUUUCCCGGUAAAGACGGCAAAGCAAGAGCUUUCGAGGUUCGCAUCCCAAAUCAAGCAGUAGUAAUACGUCCGGGAGAACUGCUCUACAAGGUGGAAGUGUGA
Molecule: messenger RNA, 768 nt
Organism: Ornithodoros turicata
Lineage: Eukaryota; Metazoa; Arthropoda; Arachnida; Ixodida; Argasidae
Exons: 1
Coding region: 1-768 (255 amino acids)
Biological process (GO): DNA integration
Molecular function (GO): nucleic acid binding
Source: RefSeq, a predicted model, not a curated record